AUGAGGCCAUGGCUGCGCAUAGUUGCGCUGCUGUCGCUUCUGACAGCCGUAACCGCUAUGGAUGUGAUGCUAAGUAAUAAAGACCGCCAGAAAUGUUCGGGCAUGUACAGCAAGAAGUCGUGGGGAGGCAAGGUUGACCCGUUUAUUCUGGUCAAGUUCAUGGACAACGGCGAGCGCAACAAGGGCAUCGAGAACCCCACGGUCGGCAUAGUCAUCUGGGAAUGGAAAGAUACGCUGUUACUGGGGAAGCCCUCGGAUAUGCCCGUUGCAGAUCGCGAGUACAUUUGCAGCAAUGAUACGAUUGAUGCACAGCUGUGUAACGCCACCCACAAGGGUGAGUGGAUCCUCGCCGACGACGUCGAUGUCGUCUCCCAGAUGUACGUCCGCACCGCUGCUGUCAACCUAAGGGAUCCCAAGCCCAUCAAGUACCCCGUCUCAGCGGGCGAAAAGAAACUCAAGAUCAAGACGGGCUACUACUGUGUGGCAGCUGCAUCCGACCGAGACGAUCUCGAGUACGAGGCCAUUGUGACCUUCCGCAAUGCCUAUGGAGAACUACAGGCUGCCCAGAUCGCGAAGCUCCCCUUCUACGGUGGCAUUACAAUCGUCUACUUUGUCGUCUUGGCCUUUUGGGGCUUCCUGUAUUUCCAAAACAGGCACGACAUUCUCGCGGUGCAAAAUUACAUCACUGCCAUCCUGGUCUUCCUGGUGGUGGAGAUGCUGAUGACCUGGGGAUACUAUGACUAUCAAAACCGCCAUGGCAACAAUGUGGCGGCCAAGGUUCUUAUGAUCAUCGUUGCAGUCCUCAACGCCUUCCGCAACUCAUUCUCAUUUUUCCUGCUUCUGAUUGUGUGCAUGGGCUACGGUGUAGUGAAGCCUUCUCUUGGGAAGACCAUGACCAUUGUCCGCUGGCUUGCAGUCGCGCACUUUGUAUUUGGUGUCAUAUAUGCUGUGGCAUCCCUCACAAUACGUCCUGACGAUGCUGGACCCCUUGUCCUCCUGGUUAUCCUACCGCUGUCAGCCACCUUGACCGCCUUCUACAUCUGGACCCUGAACUCGCUGAACCUUACGAUGAAAGACCUCAUGGAACGGAAGCAGCAUGUCAAGGCGACCAUGUAUAAGCGACUGUGGUGGUGCAUCUUGUCCAGUAUCAUCGUGAUCUUUGGUUUCUUCUUCAUCAACAGUUUCACGUUUGCAGGAACAUCGACCCCAGACUUUGCACCAACGCAUUGGCAGACGCGUUGGUUUGUGCUCGAUGGCUGGUUAAACCUGGUAUAUCUAGUCGAUAUUGCGCAAGACGAUGAGGGUUUCGAGAUCGCCUCCAUCCGAGACUCGCUUGAUGAGGAAGAAGGCCCAAAUGAUCAGCCGCCUUCCUAUGAUCCAGCUUAUAGGUCACAGGGGAACAGUGCGGGCAACACAUCGCCCCUACCGGCACCACAAGCACAGAAGCCCAUAAGACCCCCAAGAGAGAGUCUCGAUGGUGAUACGAUUUUUGCUGUAGGCGAGGAUGAUAAGUGGAGCGACGACGACGACAACAGCGACGACGGCGAGCCAUCAAGUCCUCGGGACAGAGACGAUGAAUACUCUAAGCUGACGGGCUCGGAACGGAAAAAUGAUUAG
This is a messenger RNA of Plenodomus lingam JN3, 1617 nucleotides long. Lineage: Eukaryota; Fungi; Ascomycota; Dothideomycetes; Pleosporales; Leptosphaeriaceae. The record is from RefSeq and is a predicted model, not a curated record.